UGUCUUUUGCGCAGUUUCUCUCGGAUAUGGCGCAGAUCGACGUCAACGCGUUCACUGCUCAGGUUCUGUCCCACUGGGACUGGAGCGGAGAGGACAGGUCGUUCGGAGACGCGUCCUCGCCGGAGUCCGGAGCCAGAGACGAGCAGCAGAAGCCCAAAGUGAAGAUGAGUCUGAAGAGGAGGAUGAAGGCCAGCGAGCGCGAGAAGCUGCGCAUGCGCAGUCUGGCGGAGGCGCUGCAUCAGCUCCGCGAGUAUCUUCCUCCGGUGUACAGCCGCAGAGCGCAGCCGCUCACGAAGAUCCAGACGCUCAAGUACACGAUCCAGUACAUCAAAGAGCUCUCCAGCAUCCUCGAGCAGCAGAUCUGACCUUCCCUUGCGGCUCGGAUGAAAGCGCCGUUGCUAUGGGAACGUUUGGAACGCGGGUCGGCCGGCGGUGGAAACAUUGUAUCAUUCUGUAACACUGAGGGAUGUUCGGCUACUUUGAAGCGUUUGAUGACCGUCCCGCGUCAAGCAGUGUUCCACGUCUCUGAGAACAGUGAACCAACGUUACUGGAAUGUUAAGCUUGUGAGAACCUUUCCAGAACAUCCUGAGAACAGCUGCUGUUGUACAGAUUAAUAUUUUCUGUGUUUGUUUGUUCAUCCACUCUUAUGAUUUUAUUCGGAUGUAAAUAUUUCUUGCUGAUGCUUGAGUGGAGUGUCGGUGUCUAAUAUUAAGAGUGUCUUUUAUACUGGAAUAGCUGAAUAAACGUCUUGUUCGUGUUGAUUUAA
This is a messenger RNA of Carassius auratus (goldfish), 767 nucleotides long. RefSeq names its product mesogenin-1-like. Gene Ontology annotation, cellular component: nucleus. Gene Ontology annotation, biological process: regulation of transcription by RNA polymerase II; mesoderm formation. Bases 27 to 365 code for a protein of 112 amino acids. The transcript has a single exon. The record is from RefSeq and is a predicted model, not a curated record. Lineage: Eukaryota; Metazoa; Chordata; Actinopteri; Cypriniformes; Cyprinidae. Gene Ontology annotation, molecular function: protein dimerization activity; DNA-binding transcription factor activity, RNA polymerase II-specific; RNA polymerase II cis-regulatory region sequence-specific DNA binding.